Oldenlandia corymbosa var. corymbosa is the source of this 4068-nucleotide messenger RNA. NCBI's taxonomy places the organism in Eukaryota, Viridiplantae, Streptophyta, Magnoliopsida, Gentianales, Rubiaceae. The record is from the annotation of a GenBank genome assembly.
AUGCUGCUGAAUCGAGAGAAGGAUGCUGAUAUUCUCCAUGGAAGAGAAAAUUGUGGGGGGAUUAGAGUAAAUGGACUGGAGCUCAAAGAGAAGGUUUUGAAGAUGAAGCAAGAUGAGAUUGAUUCACAGGAAGCCAAUUCGAAGCACAUGCAAGAAACUGGGGUAAUGGGGUUCUUGGAAGAGAUUUUGGCAACCCUUGAAUCCAGUGAGGCCAAUAGGAAUGCCUUCGAAAAAUCAAUCUUCGCCGUUCUGAGCAGUUACAAGGAUUAUGAAGAGUAUGUGGAGACUGUUAAGACAACGGAGAAGAAAUUCCGGAAAUGCUACUUGGAACUUGAGUCCAGAGAGAAAAACUUGAACUCCGUUGAAGAAUCAGUAAGGCGGAGUUAUGAAGAUUUGAAAUUACUGAGGCAACAAGUUGAGGAGAGCGUCCGAGUUCGGAUCAUUGAGAAUGAGGAGAAUAGGCUAGUUGGGUUGGGAGUUAAAGAGAAGGAAUGGGAGGAGAGCAAGGAGAAAUUGGUUGAGGAAUUGAGGGAAAAAGAGAGGAAAUUGAAUGAGAAAGAGGUUUUGAUCAAUGGGAUUUCUGAAAAAUUGGAGCUUGAGAAGAAUGAAUUAGUGGGUCUGGAGAAGUUGGUGGAGGAGCGUAUUGGGGAGAGGAGAAAAGAGAUUAAGCUGAUCGAAGAUGGGAUUUUGAAGAGACUGAAUGAGCUUGAUGAGAGGGAGAAGAAAGUUAAGGAACGGGAAAAGAUUGUUAAUCUGAAGGGUUUGGAGGAUUCUUUGAUGGAAGACAGGGAAAGGUUGAUUGAGAUGAAGGAGAAAGAGGAAAGGUUGAUUAAACAGGAUCUUGAGUUAAAGGAAAAGGAGAUUGAUAAAUUGUUAGUAUUCCACGAUCAUCGAGUAAAAGUAUUCGACAUGAAGGAGAAGCAAUUCGAUGCGAAACAGAAAGAGUUGGAAAUGUGGGAGAAGCGAUUCCAAGUAAAAAAGAAAGAAUACAUGGAUGAAAAGGAAUUGUUGAACAGAGGAAAUGAGGAAUUGGAGUUGAGAAAGAGGGAUUUCCAAUGUAGUAUUAAGAACCUUAAAGAACUCGAAAUGGUUGGGGAAAAUCUGGAAGCAAAACGGAGAGAACUCAAGGGUGCGGAGAAGUGUUUGAAGGAGUGCCUGAUCCAAAACAAGCAAUGCCUGUCUGACAAGAAAUUGCUCGAAUAUGAAAUUGAGGUGCUAAAAGUGAAAAAGAAUGAACUUGAAGAUAGGAUUACACAUAGAGAGAAGCAGUUGGAAGUAGAAAAGAAAGAACUCGAAGAGGUUGCUCAAGAGCGUUUGAAGGAAUGUCGGUUGAAAGAGAAGCGAUGGCAGCUCGAAAAGGAGUCGUGGGAGAAGAGAAAUAAGGAAAUAGAACUGAAGAUGAAGGACUAUGAGGAUAAGAUCAAGCUGUUUGAAAUUAGAGACAAGUUUGAAGUGGAAUUGAAAAAAUUGAAUGAUGAACUUCGUGCUCGAGAGCCAGUUAAGGAAGCAGUUAAUGAGAGUAUGAAUAGUGGUUCUUCUCCUAAAUUUGCACUCUCUGUGAAGCUGGAUGGUCAGGACGUGCUUAUGUCCUUAAAUGGCUUUAAAAUUGACCUUAGCUCAAAGGAUGAAGUUCUAAAGGCUCUUCGAAAAUCAGGAGCCCCGGCAUACAUGGUACUAAAAGCAACAGAAUCACUUUAUCCACCUUAUCUGAAGAAGUUGGACAUGAAAUUUGAGGGAACUGUUGCCAGGAGCUGUGUUGUGUUGCUGGAGCAGUUAACUAGACUCGCCCCAACGAUCCAAUCCCGGGAGAGAGACCAUGCUCUCAGGCUUGCAUGUGAAUGGAAGGCAAUGAUGUUGACAAGGAAUUCCUUUGAGGUGUUGGGCUUCUUGUACCUUUUGGCUUCAUUUCACUUGGCUUCAGCAUUUAAUGCAGAGGAGCUCCUGAAACUUGUGGAAACUGCUGCAGAGCAUCCACAAAUACCUGCAUUGUGUGGUCAUCUUGGUUUGAAGGAUAACAUUCCAGGUCUCAUCCAAAAUCUUCUGAAAGUUACUAAGCAUUAUCUACAGGCGAUUGAAUUGAUAUAUGCCUUUGAGCUUGUUGAUCAAUUUCCUCCAGUCCCCAUCUUGAAACAGUAUUUGAAGCAGGUUAAAAGAACUGCGAAGGUAAUGCCAAGAACACGGAACAACAUGUUUAGUGAUGAUUUUGACCAACGAAUAUCUGCUGUCAAAGUUGUCCUCGGAUGUAUACUUGAACAUAAACUCGAAUCUCAAUAUUCACCUAAAGAGCUUGAAAACACGAUUAGACAGCUUUCAAUGCAGAAGGUACAACAGAAAUGUCCUGAAUCUGUUGUUCCUUCUAACGCCCAAGUCCAGAGAGAGGUCGAAGGUAGGGAAACUCCGCUUGGCUCUGGAUACGAUGUUAAUCUUGCAGCUAAAGAUCUACAAGAGGUUGAAGUCGAAAAUACUUCAUCUACUGAUUUACCAGGUUGCUCGAGGAGUGGCAGGAUGGAUCCUGAAUUUCCAAACACAGAAAUAUGCCCUCCAAAUGCUAUGGUUUUGAUUCUUUCUAAUAUGAAUGGAAAAAAUAUGCUGUCUUUCCUUGAUACACAUUUGGUUGAUCACCAGUUGCUGGAGAGUGAACUUUUUACUGCUCUCCAAAUAUCAGAUGACUCGGCAAAACUUGUGUUGGAUGUUGUUGAAGGGUUCUAUAGCUCUUACCCUCUGUGGGAGCAAGGGUCAAGGAGUUGCAUUCUUUUACUGAAGCAACUAAUGAGAAUUUCACCCCUUAUUUCUGUGGAAGUAAAGAACACGGCGCAGAAAAUAGCCUUGGAUUUGAAGGCAAAGAUAACAGCUGAGUAUGAAAGUUCGUUGGUGAUUUUGGUUUUUCUGCUAUUUACAAAUGGCUUUAGUUUAAUUUCUGCAUUUGAUGCCGGUGAAAUUCGACGAUUAUACAAAAUUCUUUCGGAGGAUUCAUCACUUCUGGCGUUAUGUCAGUCACUUGGUAUUUCAAAAUUGAUUUCUGGCUCAGUUCAUCCUGAAAUACAAGUCCAACAAAUUAGCACAGAAGAUUCACAGUUGGAUAUCAAAUCAGCAAUCUCUACUAUGUCUUUAGAAAAGGGUAUCCACGCUUUUCAUAGCAAUGACGAUAUGGAAUCAGGAGCUCAUGGUAUAUACUGCAAUCGAAUACCAAGGUUCCUUCAACAUUCAUCAGACCCAGCGCUGCUUGUUUUGGAUGCCUUGGAGUUUUGCUAUUUCUCCAACUCCCAACAGAACAAGAUCAACCAGUUGAUUGCCCAGAGUUUCUUCUACUUGCUAAAGCAACUGCUGAAUGUAUCCCCAAGGAUUGAACCAUGCGUGAAAAGAAGAGCUUUAAAAGUUGCUCAUAGUUGGAAAUCAAGCUUGUCAGGUUCAAAUUCUUGGGAGGUCUUAGCAUUCAUGCAGCUUGUAGUUGUCUAUGGCGUGUCAUCUUCGUUUAGUGCCAAAUGUCUUCUUGGUCUCUUGGAGGUUCCUCCUAAACUACUCAAGGAGGCUAGUACCUUGAUUAGAAUCCUUGGCUUGGAAUACAAGGUUCCUGGUUUUGUAACAGCGCUCAUUGCAAAGAAACAGCCCCUUCUUGCUUUCGAAUAUGUUUUCGAGUUUAAUCUAGUUGAUAAGAUUCCACCAGUGGAGCUUCUGAAGAACCAUGUCUUACAAGCGAAGAUGGCAGCCAUGGAAAUAUGCAAAGAUGAGAAAGCUACGCUUCAGGAACAAGACCGUGCUAUUUUUGAUGAAAUCUCUGCUCUUAAAGAAGUUAUGAAAUGCAUUUUGGAUCGUGGUCUUCAAAAUGAGUACUCUCCAGACGCACUCGGACAAAGAGUUGCGCAGUUAGAAACUCAAAGGGCAAAUUUGAAAGCAUCACUGUCAGCAGUACCCUUGAGCAACUCUCCAAAGUUGGACAAUGAUAAAAGAGGAUUGUGUGCAUCUGGAAAGGCCCGGUCAGAACAAGAGAAUACUAGAAAACACCCUGCCUCAAGUAGGGGCAUCGCUAAAUGGACACGAUUACCACCAUCAAAGAAGUUUCGCCUGUGA